AUACAAUCCAUGAACUGCUCGAUGACAAAAUUACAAUCCAGUAUAUACCUAGGAAUGACAUUUUUCAAGUGUGGAAGGAGGCAACAGCAACAACUUAUUCAGAGGUAGUGCCUGCCUACCUUGGUACUAUCCAUAACAACCUAUGCCAUGAGACAGAAGGUGCAGUGCGUUUUAUCUGUACUAGACCUCUAGAAAUUAUUCAUGCUUAAAUGACUGCUGCCUAUCUUAAACCUCUUAUCCUCUUGAUUGCUGUCUGACUGUUCAACACCUCUCCUCAUAUUCUAAUUCUGCAACUUCAAGAAGUUCUUCUAGCGACCUAAACAACAUAGACACCUUAUUUCUGGUACAAAUCUCAAUGACAAUACCGACAAUGCCAUCUCAGCCUGCAGCUACGACCACGGCCGAUACUUCUUCGACUAAGGAAGAUAACGACUCUAUAACGGUGGAAGGUCCUCAAUGUUGUCGUAAACGGAAGAGAGACGAGCCACAAUUACCAAUUUUACAAGGGCAUUAUAUGGAGGUUGACGAGAACAAUAUUGUCAGAGGUAUCGGCAUCGACCCAAACCGUGAACUGGAAAUCGCUUUUACACCAACCCAUCAGCCAACCCACAAGGCCGUCAAAACUCCUCUACGCAAGACUGGUCAUAAUCCAAUCCAGUGGCGAUCUCAUAGCGAAGUCGCUAUCGAGGUUGAUGAGUUCAAGCAAGCAAUGGUCCUUCACGAUUUGGUGGAUAACAACAACGUUCAUCUCAUGGUUGUUACACGAGAUAAUGCCAUUAUCCAGGGCCACUGCGAUCAAGUAACUGAAAUGUAUGUGAUUGUACGGGAGUCAUGGGGCCUCGGUGAUAAGGAUCAGAUAGUAUGCCAAAUGUGUCAAGUAUCAGGAAAGGAGAGUCUUUUACGCCGACAGAAGGCAAGAAAGGGAGGCUUGGUCAACAUACACCAUGGGUACAUACCGAUGGACUGGAAAAAGGCGGAACAACUAAUGAGCAAGGAAUUUCCUAGGCCUAGUGGCAAGUCCUUGAUAGUCAUGGAGUUUCGACUAGCAGACCGAUCACCACAUGGAAACUUGAAACCUGGGCGCCGAUUAGUCCCAAUCAUCGACUGACUAGGACCCUGAUUUAUGAGGGAAGGUUGGGAACUCUUGUUAUGUUCGCUCUAUAGAACUGAUUAUGAACGAUCAAAUAAUGUAUUGUACGAAGGAUUUGGCUUACUGCUAGGAGAGCAGAUCUUAUGAUUCCAAAUAAACACUCAGAAGAACAGAUACUCUCAGUACGUAUGGCGGAACAACGAAGAUAUUCCAGGUUUUCUCAUUCUACCUUAGCUUUAUCACUCCCCUAACUAUCGGUUAGCUGAUCUGUACACCCCUGUAUUCUAGUAGCACAUCUAUGAAGGGUUCCAUUGUCAAUCAAAGUAUGCGGACAUUCCUCUUCAAGCUUUUAACGGUCAAGCUAAGAAUACCAUCCUAACCUGCAGUAGCGGUUGAUUUCGUCUCGGCUGGGGAUCGACGGCUAUGCUGGGGCGG
Molecule: messenger RNA, 1525 nt
Organism: Daldinia decipiens
Lineage: Eukaryota; Fungi; Ascomycota; Sordariomycetes; Xylariales; Hypoxylaceae
Exons: 3
Coding region: 356-1108 (250 amino acids)
Source: RefSeq, a predicted model, not a curated record